Messenger RNA from Closterium sp. Naga37s-1, 1425 nucleotides. The record is from the annotation of a GenBank genome assembly. NCBI's taxonomy places the organism in Eukaryota, Viridiplantae, Streptophyta, Zygnematophyceae, Desmidiales, Closteriaceae.
GUAUUGGAGCAGCAUGGCAGGGACGAGUCAUACCACGAGGCUGUGCCACCAGACGCAGUUGCAUUCCCCCGCUCCACUCACCAAGUGCAACAGCUGGUAACCGCGUGCACUGCCGCCCGCGUGCCCGUCAUUCCCUAUGGCGCCGGCACGUCUCUGGAAGGCCACGUGGCGGCACUCUGUGGGGGGGUCUCCAUUGACCUGUCACAGAUGAACGAGGUGGUGGAGGUACAUGCAGAGGACAUGGACUGCAGGGUGCAGGCAGGGGUGACACGUCAGCAGCUCAACCACCAUCUGCACGACUCGGGCCUCUUCUUCCCCGUUGACCCAGGCUCGGAAUGCACCAUAGGGGGGAUGACAGCAACAAGAGCUUCAGGCACCAAUGCUGUUCGGUACGGCACGAUGCGAGAGGCAGUGCUGGGGGUCACUGCAGUGUUGCCCAACGGGCAGAUCAUAAAAACGGGCAGCCGAGCACGAAAGUCCUCCUCUGGGUAUGAUCUGACUCGCCUGAUCGUGGGGAGCGAGGGAACACUGGCUGUUGUCACCGAGGUAGCUCUUCGCCUGUAUCCCCAACCCGAGGCUGUCUCGGCUGCUGUCUGCCCCUUCACCUCCAUCGCCGGUGCUGUGGACACAGUGAUCGAGACAAUUCAAACCGCCAUCCCCGUAGCACGCAUAGAGCUCCUGGACGAAGUGCAGGUGGAUGCGGUGAAUCGCUACUCCAAGACGCACCUGCACCCGAGUCCCACGCUCUUCUUUGAGUUCCACGGCACUGCUGCUGCUGUAGAGGAGCAAGCUAAGCAGGUUUCGGAGAUUGCAUCUGGCAAUGGGGGGGGCUCGUUCGAGUGGUCAACAGCUCCUGAGGAGCGAUCCAAGCUGUGGGCUGCACGCCACUCCGCCUACUAUGCUGCGCUCGCUCUCAGACCCAACAGCAAAGGCCUCCUAGCAGACGUGUGUGUGCCCAUCUCGCGGCUCACAGAGCUGGUGCUGCUAGCCAAGCAGCAGAUAGAGCAGGCUCAGCUGGUGGCGCCCAUAGUGGGGCACGUGGGGGAUGGCAAUUUCCACGUGCUCUUUAUUGUGGAUCCAAACAACCGGGAUGAGCUGGCAGCGGUCAAGCGAGUCAACGACAGUCUUGUGGCGCGUGCCAUCUCCGUGGGCGGCACAUGCAGUGGCGAGCACGGUGUGGGGAGGCAUCGUGACUCGCCCGUGUCAUUUCCCUUUUCCCAUCUCCCUUUUCCUCCCCUCCUUAUUGCCCCCUUCUCCCCUCCCAAUCACCCCCGCGCACAUCCCCCGAGCAGCUAUGGCAAGUUGCCAUUCUUGGAGUCGGAGCAUGGGAGGGCAGCACUGGAUGCCAUGGCAGCACUCAAGGCAGCAUGGGACCCACUCAAUCUAUUUAACCCGGGCAAGCUAGGCCAGUUCCGCCUGCCCUGA